GACUUGUUUUCUUCUUUUGAUAGCCAGGUCCUGCUGCCACCCCAACCCUUGAGCUGCUCCCACCACGGCAUUGCGUGCGACGGGGCCGACGGACUGGCAAACACUCUUAACGGAGAACGCACUCUCACACAGCCGGACGGCCUCUACCCACCUACACACACUCUCUCUCUCUCGCAGACAAACAGACACCCCUCCCUCGCCGACUGCGUUGACUGGACUGGCAAACCAGACAGACGGACUCACACGCGCACGCACACGCACUUGCGCAACCCGACUGUCUGUGUGAUCGUCUCGCUGGCCCUCCGCCGUCUCUGUCCUCUUUCUAGCGUCUGCAAUUCGCUUUCGCUCUGCGACUCCUGCCUCCAUUCCCGCUCUUGCCAUCACUUACUCGCCCUCCCUCGCUCUCUCACCCUCUUUCCCUCUCCCUUCGCCUCUGGCAUCUGCCCAACACACACCGCUCACACAACGCGGCCGCCCCCAGCUUUCUUGGAUCCUCUGCAACCCUUUCCCGCGCGGCGUCGAUUCGCUGCGCGCGUGUGCCUUUUGCGUCGCUUCGUCGCUCGAUGCUGGGCACAGCGUCCUUCUGUCCGUGGUCAUCCCCAUCCAAUUGCUCUCGUUUCCUGUCUCCAUCCUCUCCGCCUGCGCUCCCGUCACCCUCCUGGCCUGCACCGCGCUCAAUCGCCAUCUCCCCCGUUCUCCAGCUCUCUCCGUCCUCAGCCGUGUUCUGUCGCGCGCUACCUACCAUAGCUUAUCCCUCUUCGCGCCUGUCAAUCAGAGGCGUACCGGCCGCUUACUCCGACGGCAGCUCGCCCGAUCCGUAGCGCCUGUGCUACGUCUGGAUCUCGACCGCAUCUGCCUGUCCAAAGCUUGCCUCUUCAGCUAGCCGGGUCCAGGAACGUCGACCACCUAUCGACAUCAUCGCCACCUCUUCGUCGCCCACACUGGCCCCAUCGACUCGCACUCUUCGCCUCCAACCCUCGUUUUCCCCCGCCCAAAUCACCUGCUUCGCUUCAUCUUGCUACCGCUCUGUCACAUUCGUGCCGGACCACAUUGCAAUGCUCAACUUGCGCCCAGUGGUUCCACUACCGUGACAGCAUCGACGACCUACGGCUGCAGCGUGGGUUAAAUCUCGCCUUUCCCACCGGCUCGAAAUCGGGUCAAGCACGACGAACUCUGGGAAUUUUCUAUCCCUCGGUCGUCGCGACACUUUCUGCGUCGCCAUUGGCGUUCUCUCUGGCUGCCUGCGAAGAAGAAAGAGAUCAUUCUCGGCCGCCCUCCCUCUGCCAGCCCUACCUCGCGGUCCUCCUGCAGCCUCGUGCUCUAAGCUGCCUUCAUCGCGCCGAGACCUGAGGCAGUCGCAACUCGCAACUGCAAACCCCAAUCAAUUCAAAUCGCUUGUAUCCAGUUGUAUAUUCACUCUACCUUUGCAGUGAUCGAAAAGAACCACUCGGUGUUCAUUUCCUGCACAGGAGUGCGCAAACAUGGCAAUGAAUCCGGAUAGUCAACCUCUCACAUCUUAUCAAGCCUCGGUGCUGCCUCCACAGUCGCUUCCCCCAAUCACCACCUUGACAAACGAGUUACCGCCUCCUGAGCCCUCGCCCAAUCUCAUUCGACGCCAGCAGGAAGAUGCUAUCCGCGACUCUGGCAACUUCUCUCUCGCCUCGCAAAGCAAACACUCUUCAGCCAUUUCGAGCGCAUCAGGGCUGCACCUGCAAACCAUCCUGAACAACAAUGAAGAUUCUCCACCACGCAACUCUAUGCCUGAAACACCACACUCUGGUCGAGGGUCAUUACAGCCGAAUUUGCCCUCGCUCAACCAAGGGUUCGAUCAAAAUCGUGCAAGUGUACACAGUACAGAUGCAGCUCUUCUCGACUCCAGUCGACGCAGCAGCGUUGACAGUCGUAUGAACGUCGGGAUGGGACACCUUCAAAUCAGUCCGCAGUCGCCUUAUGACAGCCAAAAUGCUUCGCGCGCCUCCCUUGCUUCCGGAUUGCAGCAGGCUCGCGUUCCAAACGGGCUCACUCCGCUCUCGCCUACUGGUACACGUCUGGCAAAUAGGGCCCACGUCGUCCCACGUCGUGCGCCUGUCAUCGCAAAUCCUCGUGCCGUUUCGGGUAUGCCCGAUCCUACUGCAGCUGCACCGACCAAAGGUUUCGCGUGGGCAUUCCCCGAUCAGGAAUCCCUAGACGAUCGCAGAGGAUCAAGCAGCGAAGAGUCUCAUGACGGCAGGGGCAAUAUCUCCCGGCAGAACAGUUACGCGCAGUCGAUCGCCAGCAGCAUCUUGACUACAGAUUCAGCGCUACCUCCCGGCCAGAAACGUUUUGACGACGGUGGUAUGUUGCGCGCCAAAGCAAACGGUCGGAUCAACCAAGCUGAUCUCAGUGCAGACCUGCAUACUCAUCAUCACUCCAUUCAACAUCGCUCCGUCACGAGCCUACAAAACAAUGAACAAGGCGGUCUGUCCGUGUCGGGGACUGGCAGUUACAGCCGCACCCCAGAGCUCCGCGUCAGCCACAAGAUGGCUGAACGAAAGCGACGAAGUGAGAUGAAGCAGCUUUUUGACGAACUCAACUCCAUUCUACCCAACUCGCCUGGUGGCAAAUCGAGCAAGUGGGAGAUUCUUACCAAGGCCAUUGAACACAUCAGACACCUCAAGUCCAGUGACACGGUUGUCCGCCGUGAUGCCGAGCGGUUGAAGAUGGAGCUGGAUAUGUCUCGUAGGAAUCAAGACGAGAUUCGGGCCUUGCAAGCAGAGAUUACUCACCUAUGGAGUGACGUGCAGCGCCUGGACCCUGGCAGGAACCACGUUUAUGGAAACUUCACCCACUCGCUAGCACAAGAGCACGCGAGAACAGCCUCUGGUGGGCCUCCUUCAACCAUGCUCCCUCCUGUACAGUCGGCACCUGCGGCACAAUGGGGACAAGCUUCUUCUGGCGCCAUGUCAGGCGUCGAGUAUUCCGGCCAACCUGCACAGCACUACGACCGGCGCUGAUUUCCUUGGCAAUUCGACCUAUCCCACGACUUCUCUACGAAUUCUCUCUCUCUCCCCGCGAACUCAUGUAUUACUAGCUACCGUACUCGAACCACGACUGAUGUUCUCGACAACUGAACAACGACCACGGCGCACAAAUGUCUGCCCUCGCACCUUUAUUUUUCCAUCUCCGAUAAUGACAUCUUUGCCCUCAUAUUACCAAAAAUUCUGGCGACUGCAUUGCGGCAUGUACAUCGACCUCGAUCGAACCAUUGUAUCGGCGUUACGCUAAAUCUUAUAUCCCUCUGUAUUUGUUUGUCGCCACAGGGAUAUUAUCUCCUUUUUUAUUCCUAUAAAAGGCAAAGGGAAGCGGCGAUGAAGGGCUCGGAAAAGGCGGUCAUACUUUUCUAUUCAUGCUCGACGAGCGCUGUCAUCCCUGGCCAUGGCAGAAUUGGCCAGCGGAGGAAGAGCGACGACAGAUGCACGAUUGUCGUCGCCUGCAGCACACGGCGACCUUUUAUUUGUCAUCAAAAACAGGGCCCGAGAAUCUGUAGUUUGUCUACGGUACUCGAUCUUUUUCACCUUUGUUCCGUUCUGCGCACUCUUGCUUCAAACCUGCUCUUUGAUGGUUUAGUGUAUAUCGUAAUGGUGGCCCAGCAUCUCCUGUAUUUGCAUGGAGAACAAAAACGUGGGCGGAGCGAGUCACAUUAUUCAAGUCGUGGCUGGCAAGGCCAAGUUCUGUCUUAAGGCGCAAGAGAGGCAUAUGCUCGAACUGUAGCUGUGCUUACGCUAUUGCCAUGGUUAGCCGAGAAACUAUAGAGUGGCGACGCAAGGUCUGCCUUGUAUUGA
This is a messenger RNA of Verruconis gallopava, 3821 nucleotides long. RefSeq lists its product as uncharacterized. Bases 1482 to 2993 code for a protein of 503 amino acids. NCBI's taxonomy places the organism in Eukaryota, Fungi, Ascomycota, Dothideomycetes, Venturiales, Sympoventuriaceae. Gene Ontology annotation, cellular component: RNA polymerase II transcription regulator complex. Gene Ontology annotation, molecular function: DNA-binding transcription factor activity; protein dimerization activity. Gene Ontology annotation, biological process: positive regulation of transcription by RNA polymerase II. The record is from RefSeq and is a predicted model, not a curated record. The transcript has 5 exons.